AUGUCCGCUUCUCAGGAUACUAUGUCACCGAAUGGUGUUGACGUGAUCAACAGCAUGGAUCAGCUCAAACUCGACGAAAACGAGCCUAGACUUGGGCCUGAUGGGGAGCCCGCUCCCAAGACCGACGAGGAAUAUGCUCAAACGCAACUCACCCUUCGAGCCCUCGUUUCCUCCAAGGAGGCUGGUGUCAUCAUCGGCAAAUCGGGCAAGAACGUCGCCGACCUCAGAGACGAGACUGGCGUCAAGGCCGGCGUCAGCAAGGUCGUCCAGGGCGUUCAUGACCGUGUCUUGACUAUCACAGGUGGCUGCGAGGGAAUCUCCCGCGCCUACGCCAUCGUUGCGCAGGCUCUUCUCGAGGGCGCUCCGGCCGUGGGCAUGGGAGGCGUCGUUCAAAACACGGGAACUCACCCGAUCAAACUUCUUAUCUCCCACAACCAGAUGGGCACCAUUAUUGGUCGCCAGGGCCUGAAGAUCAAGCAUAUCCAAGAUGUGUCAGGCGUCCGUAUGGUUGCGCAGAAGGAGAUGCUACCCCAGUCAACGGAGAGGAUUGUCGAGGUACAGGGUUCGCCGGAGGGCAUUAGGGCCGCUAUUUGGGAGAUCUGUAAGUGCCUCGUCGACGAUUGGCAGCGCGGUACUGGCACUGUGCUGUACAACCCCGUUGUCCGCACGCAGACGGGUGGCUCGACUCUGGGCGGUGCUAGCUCCGGGUACGGCACUGCAGGCGGCAGGAAUCAGGACUACGGCAGCCCUCGCGUGCUACGAACAGGCAAUGGCGCCGAUUUCAGCAACGGUGGUUCACGCACCUACAACCGCCGCUCAGAUUCUGACGCAGCCACCCGUGGCCCUCCCACGCACGACGAGAAUGGUGAGGAGAUUCAGACCCAGAACAUCAGUAUUCCCGCCGACAUGGUUGGCUGCAUCAUUGGUCGUGGCGGGAGCAAGAUCAGUGAGAUCCGCAAGACGUCGGGCGCCCGCAUCUCCAUCGCUAAGGCCCCGCACGAUGAAACCGGAGAGAGGAUGUUUACCAUCAUGGGAACAGCCAAGGCGAAUGAGACGGCUCUGUUUCUCCUGUACGAGAACCUAGAGGCCGAGAAGAUGCGCCGAAGCCAGGCGCAGUCUCCCGAGUAG
Molecule: messenger RNA, 1128 nt
Organism: Sodiomyces alkalinus F11
Lineage: Eukaryota; Fungi; Ascomycota; Sordariomycetes; Glomerellales; Plectosphaerellaceae
Exons: 3
Coding region: 1-1128 (375 amino acids)
Biological process (GO): 3'-UTR-mediated mRNA stabilization
Cellular component (GO): nucleus; cytoplasm
Molecular function (GO): mRNA 3'-UTR AU-rich region binding
Source: RefSeq, a predicted model, not a curated record